Molecule: messenger RNA, 3640 nt
Organism: Paramormyrops kingsleyae
Lineage: Eukaryota; Metazoa; Chordata; Actinopteri; Osteoglossiformes; Mormyridae
Gene: gpr135
Product: G protein-coupled receptor 135
Biological process (GO): G protein-coupled receptor signaling pathway
Cellular component (GO): membrane
Molecular function (GO): G protein-coupled receptor activity
Source: RefSeq, a predicted model, not a curated record
UCUUAACAUAACUGAUAUUCUCGGGGGGUGGGGGGCUUUUAUUACUCUUUGUAUCCAGCCACACAGCUACGGGACGCCUAGCUUAAGUACCAAGUGUUUUGUGUACCAGCUCCGUUCAGUGUAUAGGCUGACAAAAAGGUGAUCAUCUAGUGUGUAGAUAUACACAUGUUCUAUUGUACAGAGGUUGGGUAUGCGGUAGAAAAUGUUGUUUUCGUCAUAUAACUUAAAACAUCAGAACAUGCCAUCAGUAGAUAUAUCAUUCUUAAUGAAACACUCCAGCACAAAUAAUAAAUCUCAAUUCACCAGGCAUUUUCCACCACGAAAAAUCUAACCCUACUGGACUUUUAUGCCCAUUUCCCACGCAAUGCUUGAGAAAUAAUUGUAAAAUGUAGCGUUUAAUAUUAAAGUGCGUAAUACUACAGAGGAGGGGGGGGGGUCCUCUUUGGUACCCUGGCAACGGGUCGCAACGUCAUAGGGAGAAGCAGAGUAACCAAAACAUGAGUGUAGGGGCAGGCGCAGGCUGGGAGUGACUGAGGGAAGCGAUUAAUUCGAUGAAAAGGAGAGCCUUCUCUAGACAAACUGCUGGGAUACAGAAAGGCACAGCAGACAGAUGCAUGAUCCGGGGACUGUUUUCUCAAUUCUGCGACGAGAUCCGGUGGGAGAAUCUAGGUAAAGCUUAAGACACACGUGCACCAUUGAAGAGUUGAUGCUGAUCGGCUGCUGGCAAUAUCCCAAAAGGGAUGUGUCCCCAUCCAUGCAUUGGAUGCCCCCGAGUCGUGUCCGAUGGAUUGGUCUAUGAACACGGCUUUGCUCGGCACCAGCAACAGCACAUCCGCAGACGACGCAUCGGAGAGGGAUCUGAUGCUGGACAUCGUUUCCCUGUCUCCUGUCCUGAACGGCCUCGCCACCGGAAGCAGCGCUGGAAACCACACCGCGGAAGACGAACCGCACCGGCGACUUGGACCGGCCAGGGGCGCGGAAGCGAGUCCAAUCCUCCACGGCAUUUCGGUGACGGUCCAGGCGCUAGUCCUCCUGGCAAUUUUCCUCUUGUCAAGUUUAGGCAAUUCGGCCGUCGUGGUCAUCAUUAUAAAGCACAGACAACUGAGGACGGUAACGAACGCCUUCAUCAUGUCCCUGUCCCUAUCCGACUUCCUCACGGCCAUUCUUUGCUUACCGUUUUCAUUCAUGAUGCUUUUCAGCAGAGACGGCUUUUGGAUUUUCGGGGACCCGUUGUGCGUUGCAAACGGGUUCUUCAACACCUGCUUCGGCAUCAUCUCCACCCUCACCAUGACCCUGAUCUCCUUCGACCGUUAUUAUGCCAUCGUGAGGCAGCCGCAGGAGAAAAUAGGGAAGAGGAAAGCCAUCCAGCUGCUGGUGGCGGUGUGGGUGACGGCGGUGUUGUUUUCGCUGCCGUGGUACUUAGUGUUACGGACAUCCAAAGAACUGGUGGUUCACAAGCGAGGCUUUUACCAUUGCAUGUACGUCUUCCAUUCGGGGAACUCGAGAAUGGGCGCUGCCUACAGCAUAUCCCUGAUCGUGGUGUGCUACCUGCUCCCAUUUGCCCUCAUGUGCUUCUGCCACUAUAACAUCUGCAAGACAGUCAGAUUGUCAGAAAUCAGAGUGCGCCCGGUGACCACGUACGCGCACCUGCUCCGCUUCUACAGCGAGAUGCGCACGGCCACCACGGUGCUCAUCAUGAUAGUGUUUAUCAUUUUCUGCUGGGGGCCAUACUGUCUGAUGGGGAUCAUCACGGCCAUGGGGAACUACACGUUCAGCCCCGUGAUGGACACCGUGGCCAUAUGGAUGGCCUGGGCAAACGGGGCCAUCAACCCUCUGAUUUACGUAAUCAGAAACCCGAACAUAUCCAUGCUUCUGGGACGAAACAGGGAGGAGGGAUACAGAACUAGAAACGUGGCCGCCUACCUGUCAACGCAAAACCGAAGCAGAGACGCCAGAUCGCGGGCCGACAGGAUCAGGGACAGGUACGCCAGUAGGCAUGGGGUGGGCAGCCGGCUCUCCUCCUCCAGUCCGGCCAACGGAGGAGACAUCGCCAUGUGGGCGUGCAAAAACCCGGCCGUGCUCUUUUGCAGGGACGGUCACCCCGACACGGUGUCGCAAUCCGUCGUAGCCAAAACAGAGACCGCUGACACCAGUUUAUGAUUUGCUCUAAUUUUGCGCCUAUAAUUACAGAGAAUAGCAAAUCAUUAAAGACGACUGUUUUGUGCCAAAAUAGUGGUUAACUAACCCCCGGGGGAAGGCGGGUGAUGAUGUCCUACAAGAAAACGAAAAGACUCGCAGUCCAACUCUCUCUGUAAGGUAAACGUGCAACAUUUCACACAGCUGACAGAGCAUCGGUAGACACUGUGAAAGAAGAGCUGGCGCAGAAGGCGACAAAAUAAAAUAACAACUGAUAAGGUAUUUUUAAAAAUUAGUUAAGUUGCCGCACAUGGGCUUUGUGAAAGUUAAGAUUUGAAAAAAAAAAAGUUUGUUUUUUUUCACGUGAACUGCUACGUCAGAAAAUUGUCUAUCAGAGUAACAUUUUCAUAUUUAACCUACAUCAUUAUCAAAUACAAUCCAGUUAAACCCAGGUCAGGCUGUACAUUUUAUUUAAUCCUAAUUGUGUCCGAUGAUAGACCAUUGUGGGUAAAUUAACCAAAAACAGCUCUUCAAAACCACCACGGACGAAUUUUAUUCACAGUAGGCCUACUUUAAAAUGCUGCCACAUUUAGUAGGCUACUUAAGUUAAACUAUGUGGCAAUUUUCAGUUAUUUUCUACAGAAAAGCAGGCUACAGCAUUUGCUUCCAUCAUCGCCAGAGAUCAGUUUUUAUAAUGACAAAACAACUGUUUAAUAAUCUGACAAGUAUUUAAAAUGACGCUUACCGGUCAUCAUCACAAAUACAAAAUAGGAUUAUCGUCCAGUUAUGUAUUAGCCUAUUUUAGACACGUUUACCGAAGGCACAUUUUUAAAAAGCAUCAUUUAUCUUACAAAACUGAUAGAAAUGAAGAUCCAGCAGAGUACGUGUACCGUACGUUCGUACUUAGAACAGACAAUACGACGUAAAUCAUGGAAAUACACUCUAAAUUGGCAUUUUACAUUGGAAUAUUCACAUAAAUAUUACAAAAAAAACGAAAUCGACAAACCGUCAAUAGAUUACACUUUAAGGCUCUAUUGUGCAGCUUUUCACAAAAAUUUAGGGCUACAUGAUGAGAGACAGUAUUACCACCGUUAGGGCGACUGGUCCGUUCACUAUGCCAUGGCAGUGUGAGGGAAGUUCGGAAAUGCCUACGUUUGUUUACAUGAUUUGCAGGAUGAAAUCACAAUAUGUAAACCACAAUUACAGGAGUUGUCACAAGAUUCACCAAACAAGUCUCACCCAGAUACAAUAAAUCACGUUUGGAGUGUCCGACAAAUUAAAGCACAAUGUUUUGCACAUUUCCUAGAAUGUACCGGCAUCGCACCAAUUAGAAUGUUAAUUGGCGUGGCGCCUCAAACUUUGUCUGAAUAUAGUGUUAAUUUAUUUAUUUAUUUAUUUUUUGCUGCUUGUAACGUUAGUGAAAUUCAUUGCCUAACUGCUUGUGACCCAAUGAUGUAAAAUUCUAUUUUGCAAAUGAAAAUUAAAUGUUUGAUGCUUCACGAAA